Molecule: messenger RNA, 833 nt
Organism: Pomacea canaliculata
Lineage: Eukaryota; Metazoa; Mollusca; Gastropoda; Architaenioglossa; Ampullariidae
Exons: 3
Coding region: 18-404 (128 amino acids)
Source: RefSeq, a predicted model, not a curated record
UCGGAUUUUGUCACGUGAUGUCACUGGCUGCCGGAGAACACGGAUGGACUAGUCACAGCUUUGUGCCGGUGGAGUCAAUCAAUUUCAGGGCGGCAAAUAUCUCCCUCGAAGAGAUCCGCAACUUGUGGAUCUCGCACCUUCCAGAGGUCAAAGAGAAGACAAAAAGUGUUGGAGACAGAAGCAGACUGGCGAUCACACAAGAACAAGAUGUGGCAUUGUUGGCUCCAUACUCCAAGCCAGAAACAUUCUGCAAGUUGCCAGGCGCCGAGGCGCACCUCACCUGUAGUUCCUCACGCGCCACCUGGCGGGCCGAGCUCUCACCGACAGAUGGCACUUCACGCCAACGAGGUCUGGCAAACGGCAGUCGACUGCAGGUAAAGGUAAGCUAUCUGCAUUUACCAUGAUGAGUUUUCUUUCGCCUCCUCACCUCCUUCUCUCUCUCUGGUUUAGUUCAUACUCGAACUCUGACCGUUUUCAGAAGCAGGAGCCUUUUGAAAUGAGGUUGAUGUACUGUAGGAGGGACCAGCCUCACUCUCACACCUGGCACACAGCUGCCCACACUUCUUACUCCCUGAUGCUUUAUGUUCAUCCUGACCUGAAGCUCUUGACAUAAAGUUCACAGUUACCACCUCUGUCAAUCUCUGUAUUUUCUUCGUACGACCAGACACAAGGUUCAGAACUAUGAUAGCCGUUGACCAGUAAUACGACAUAACCACUGCUACACAUAGUUAUUACAUUGGAUUAUGUCUAAAGUCCGAGCACUUAGCACGGAGAACUUAGCUCCUUAAAAUAAUUUUGCUUUAAGAAAGAGAACAUUCAAGCUCAAGGGUACA